AUGUCGACACUUCUUAGCCAAUCUUUUCUUGGUAAAAGGCUGCAAUCUGUGCCUCCUGCGGCUGCUAUCUACCACCAUGACCCUCUCUUACAUAUCGAACGUCAGACAAAACACAUACAGCGCAAUCUCCAGGUCCUGAUUGAUGCUCAAAGCGAUGGCCUUCUCUCUGUUCUCACUGGGCCUCAACGAGAUCAGCUUCCAGCCGAAACUUUGACUCCAGCAUUGUCAUCCAAUGGGAGUCGAUCCCAGUCCCCUUCCACGGUGCCUACUAGACAACCUGUGCCCAAAAGAAUUGGGCUUCGGGCUGCCCGAGAGGGCAUAUUUCAAUCAAUAUAUGAUCUACUGAAGUUACGAGAAGAAGAAUCGGAGAUCCUCACAUCUCAAACCGACGAAAGGGACAGCACGCUGCAUGAUAUCAAAGGAUUCUUGUCGAGAAGAAAAGGUCUAGAAGACGCCAUAAACACUAUACAUGGAGACGAGGAGAGCCGACGCUCAAAACAACUAGAAGAAGAGGCUCUGAACCUCGAGACUGACAUUCAUGAAUUGGAGACCAAGCUGUAUGAGAUGAAAGCUAAACAUCGACAUAUUGUGAGUGAGAUAUCACAGAUCAAUAACUCGGUGGACGCCAAGCUUUCUUCUUACACUGAAUCUUUGUCUUUACUCGACUCUGAUAUCCGAAACUACCUCCAUGAUCCUCCUGUUCAACCGCUGUUGCAAAGCUCGGGCGAAUCCACCUUUCACUAUUUGAACCCCAAACGUCGCACACUUGACAUGGCCCAGGAUCAUUGGAAUACUGAAAAAGCCAGCUUGCGCAAUAGGCAACAGCAAGUGAAUGCGGAAAUACUGGCUCUAGAAGAAGGAGGCGGAGUGUGGAAACAAACGGUCUCCGAUGUCACUGGAUUUGAGAAGCGCUUACAAGCCAACAUGCGACACUAUGUUGAGAUGACCACACCAACAACACAGUCAGAGAGAUCUUCACUAGCAGGUCAAAAAGAAGAACUUGUGAAGGGUAUUCUGGAUGACUUGGAAAGAACCACUCACCGGGUUGAAUCACAUCUAGAGCUCGCCGAAAAUAAGGACUGGAAGUUAUUGGUUUGCUGCAUUGCAGCCGAGCUAGAGGCCCUGCGAGUAGCAAGGGGCUUACUUUGUCGCGCCUUCGGCCUCCCGAUGCAUGAAGAGGAUGCACCUUCUAAAGAUCAUGCUCUGUUGGAUCAUGGCUUGGAUGAGGAUCAUGAGGAGUCGCGCGCGGCUCCGCUGGAAAAUGACGACCCAGAACCUCCUGCCGAUUUGCUCAAGGAUGCAGAUAUCCUUCACUCGGAUGCCAGGUCAGAAGAUGAUGAUGAACCAGAUCCGUCCUGGCUGGCCUGA
Molecule: messenger RNA, 1368 nt
Organism: Penicillium coprophilum
Lineage: Eukaryota; Fungi; Ascomycota; Eurotiomycetes; Eurotiales; Aspergillaceae
Exons: 1
Coding region: 1-1368 (455 amino acids)
Source: RefSeq, a predicted model, not a curated record